AUGGAAACGUGUGUUUUGAUACCUGUUGAGUUCAGUCUUGUUCUUACCACUUCACCUGUUACAAAGAAACCCUACAGUGGAGCAUCCGUAUGGAGCAAUCAAAGAAUUUCUAGAGGUUCAAGAUUUUUACCUUUUCAAGGAACUGUUCGUUUAGAUAAGUUGGAGAUCUACUCAAAUUUGGAAGAUAAUGAUGUUCGCCACCGGUUCGGUUGCUACGAUGAGAUUCAGGAAAUGGAUUGCCAAAGAGUCCGGCAUUGCAACUGGAUCAGGUUCCUGAGGUUCUCUUCCACACUAAGCAAUGAAGUCAACCUAUUGGGCUCACUGGUUAAGGGUGAACCAGUGUUUGAGACAGUUCGAACCGUUUCGUCCAACACAGAGCUUGUUGUCUUUUUCGAGCCUGGUGAUGAUAUGGAUGAAAAUUCUUUAAGGUCUCAUGUAACGCUGAUGGCUUGCCGGAGUCUAACAGCAGCUCAUUAUAGGCAUGCGAUGGGCAUGAUUCUAGAAGAUACUCCAUUAGACUUAUCACGUUCCCUACUUUCAUCUCGUGUCCCGGUGAUGACAUUGGACAUUCCACAGUCGACAAGGACAUUGAUGACACCACCAUCAGAGCCCGAGGAACGACGAUCGGUAUCCAGUGACGGUCUAUCUCCUAGUGAUGAAUCAAUGAACUGUGAAAUUCGGCCAACAGUGGUUAAAAAAGGCAGAGAAAGAACAUUACUACCAUGUGAAGUGUGCGGCAAAGCUUUUGACAGACCAUCACUACUGAGGAGGCAUAUGCGAACGCAUACAGGAGAAAAACCGCAUGUAUGUGAUGUUUGUGGCAAAGGCUUCAGUACUUCCAGCUCGCUGAAUACGCACAGAAGAAUACAUUCAGGGGAGAAACCACACCAGUGCCAUGUCUGUGGCAAAAGAUUCACUGCUAGCUCAAACCUUUACUACCACAGAAUGACACACAGCAAAGAAAAGCCGCACAAGUGCAAUUUAUGUUCAAAGUCCUUCCCUACUCCUGGUGAUUUAAAGAGCCAUAUGUACGUUCACAAUGGCUCUUGGCCGUACAAAUGUCAUAUUUGCAAUAGAGGCUUUAGUAAGCAGACGAACUUAAGAAAUCAUCUCUUCCUGCAUACCGGUGAUAAACCUCAUUCCUGCAAACACUGCCACAAGCGAUUUGCUUUAGCAUGCAAUUUAAGGGCACAUCUGAAAACACACGAAGGGGAACACAAUGAAAAAUGCACCCAGUGUGGCAAAACCUUCCCAGCAGCAGCUAAAAAACUCACACAUGGUUACUGCCAACCAUGUUACCAAAACAGCAACGGCAUCGCCCUAACGAAGAAAUUCUCUAGUCCGAGCGACGAAAAUGAACAAGAAACCAGCAAAUCACCUGUCUCAGAACCUGCAAUGGAUCUGAAUGGGGCUUCCAUAAAGCGAGAAAUCACUGCUCCCUCAGAAAUACCUGUUGGCUCAUCUCCUCCUCCCCCACCGAUGCUUCUCGGGAUGUUAGAUCAAGUGAUGUUGCGGUAUCGAGAAGCAGGUGGUCUUCUUCCACCCUCACUUUCUGCGUUGAAGUUCCUUGAAGGAAUGCCUGUUCUUUCACAAAGAAACUGA
Molecule: messenger RNA, 1602 nt
Organism: Uloborus diversus
Lineage: Eukaryota; Metazoa; Arthropoda; Arachnida; Araneae; Uloboridae
Product: zinc finger protein 558-like
Exons: 8
Coding region: 1-1602 (533 amino acids)
Source: RefSeq, a predicted model, not a curated record